GCUGAUAGUGCUGCAUGACAGGCACAGGGUAUAUGGAGUCUGUCUGUGGAGGGGUCUGAUCCUGCUGAGACCCCCUGCAAAGCCCUACCCAUCAGUGGGGAACGGGGACUCCUCCGUGAGGGCAGGGCAGGGAAAUGCCAUGGGGUACAAGCCGGUACAAGAUUUUGGGGCACUGCCCUGAGCCAGGGUGGGUUGUUUGUCCCCUGCCACCCACCAGGGGUUCUUGGCUUCCUCAGGCCCAUCAUGCCCAUCUCACCCCUGCCACCACUGAGCACCCCAUGGCACUGAGAAAACCCAUUGUUCCCUCAAAACAGGGUAAAGCAAGGGAUAGGGGACAUGGGACCCAUUUUCCCAGGAGAUGCAGACAUUGACCAGCUCUACCAUAUCACCAAAUGCCUGGGUAAUUUAAUUCCAAGACACCAAGAGUUAUCCUAUAAAAAUCCCCUCUUUGCUGGCAUGAGGUUGCCUGAAAUGAAGGAGGCCAAAUCUCUGGACAAACGCUAUCCUAAGUCCCCUGCUGCAGUGCUAGAUUUAGCCAAGAAGUGUUUGCAGAUUGACCCACACAAAAGACCAUCCUGUGCUGAACUCUUGGAGUGUGGUUUCUUCAACAAGGAUGGAUUUGCUGAAAGAUUCGCUCAGGACCUUAAAUUAAAGAUUCAGAAAGAUGCCAGAGACCAUCAGUUAAAAAAUAAAAUAAAAAAUAAAAAAUCAGCAAAAGGAACAAAGAUGAUGGCUUAGAAGAAAGAAAAAUCUUUGGUG
Molecule: messenger RNA, 759 nt
Organism: Neopsephotus bourkii (Bourke's parrot)
Lineage: Eukaryota; Metazoa; Chordata; Aves; Psittaciformes; Psittacidae
Product: cyclin-dependent kinase-like 2
Exons: 4
Coding region: 337-738 (133 amino acids)
Biological process (GO): intracellular signal transduction
Cellular component (GO): cytoplasm; nucleus
Molecular function (GO): MAP kinase activity
Source: RefSeq, a predicted model, not a curated record